AUGGACGGCUUCUCCGCGGAGCUGCUUUGGCGCGGGCUGCUCAGCCUCCCGGGCCUGGCUCUGGCCACGGCCCUGCUGGUCCUGGUGCUGUGCCUGGGCGGCCGGCGGAGCAGGAGACCUGGAGAACCCCCGUUAAUAAAAGGCUGGCUUCCUUAUCUUGGAGAGAUACAGAACUUUCAAAAAAUGCCUGUCACUUACAUAAAAACUCUUCAAAAGAAACAUGGAGAUAUUUUCACAGUUCUCAUUGGGGGAAAGUAUAUAACAUUUAUCCUGGACCCUUUCCAGUUCCAGUUAGUGACCAAAAAUCACAAACAAUUAAGCUUCAAGAUGUUUGGCCACAAAGUAUCAUAUAAUGCCUUUGCCAUCAAAAUGUUAUUAACCAAUCAAGAGCUUGACCAUGACCUUCAUGUGUGCUAUCAGUAUUUGCAGGGAAAAUCGUUGGAAGUACUCUUUGAAACCAUGGAAGAAAAGAUAAAGCACAAUUUUGAAUCCAGAUUAUUAAGAAACAGAAAUUGGGACACGGAAAAAAUGUUAAUAUUCUGCAUUUCAAUAGUAUUUGAGGUCACCUUUACAACUCUGUAUGGAAAUCUCCUGGUUGCCGAUAAGAAAAAAUUUAUUAGUGAGUUAAAAGAUGAUUUUAUUAAAUUUGAUGACAUAUUCCCAUACUUAGCAACAGGCAUACCUAUUGAGCUUCUAGGAAAUGCUAGAUCUUUGCAAAAGAGAAUUAUAAACUGCUUCAGACAAGAGAACUUAGCUAAAUUCAAAGGGUGGUCAGAAUUUGUUCAAAUGAGGCAAGAUAUUCUGGAGAAAUACUAUGAACCUGACAACUCAGAAAUUGCAGCACAUCAUUUAGGCAUUCUCUGGGCCUCUAUGGCAAACACUAUUCCAACUAUGUUCUGGGCGAUGUAUUAUCUUCUGCGGCACCCAGAAGCCAUGGCAGCAGUGCGUGACGAAAUUGACCAUUUGCUGCAGUCAACAGGUCAAAAGAAAGGGCCUGGAUUUUCCAUCAGCUUCACCAGAGAACAAUUGGACAGCCUGGUCUACCUAGAAAGCAUCAUUCUGGAGGCGCUCCGACUGCAUUCCUUAUCAGCCACCCUGCGUUUUGUGGAAAACGAUUUCCUCCUCCCGGUGAAGUCUGGGGAAUGCCUUUUGCGGAAGGGAGACCUGGUGUGCAUCUUUCCUCCCGCCGUCCACCGCGACCCGGAAGUCUUCGAGGCUCCAGAGGAGUUUAGAUAUGAUCGCUUUGUACAAGAUGGGAAGAAGAAAACGACCUUUUUCAAGAGAGGAAAGAAGCUCAACUAUUACAUCAUACCCUUUGGAUCCGGAGCUUCCAAAUGCCCAGGCCGGUUUUUUGCAGUCUCUGAAGUGAAGCAGUUGUUGUUUGCGCUUGUCACUUGCUUUGAUUUAGAAGUGAUUGAUGAGACGCCUGUAGAGCAAAGCUACAGUCGCAUUUUGUUUGGUGUCUCAUACCCAAGCUCCGAUGUUUUAUUUAGGUAUAAGGUAAAAUCAUGAAGAAGUUAAAAAAAUCCAUGAGCAUAAAUGUCUCCAGCCCAUAUUUCCUCCUUAAUUUCUGUAUAUAGAAUCCUUUUUGUUGGUUUGUUUGUUUUUGUAUUGCUUUAAAAGUGCCAAUUUCCAUUUCAUCGGCAAUCAGUUUAUGCUUGGUCACGAAAGCUUAUUAUAAACUACAACGGGUGGAUGGAAUGAAAGGAAUCAUCCAAAUCAACUUACUGAUAAGGCUAAGGGGGCUGUGUGUCUAGUGUCCUGUUUCCCUUGUCACAAUAAAUGUAUCUUCAGAGCAA
Echinops telfairi (small Madagascar hedgehog) is the source of this 1799-nucleotide messenger RNA. Its product is annotated as cytochrome P450 7B1. The transcript has 6 exons. The record is from RefSeq and is a predicted model, not a curated record. Gene Ontology annotation, molecular function: oxidoreductase activity, acting on paired donors, with incorporation or reduction of molecular oxygen; steroid hydroxylase activity; iron ion binding. Lineage: Eukaryota; Metazoa; Chordata; Mammalia; Afrosoricida; Tenrecidae. Gene Ontology annotation, biological process: bile acid biosynthetic process; cholesterol homeostasis. Bases 1 to 1512 code for a protein of 503 amino acids.